CUCUUUCCACACUCCUUCCUUUCUUUACUUUUCCUCUCCCGCUUUCUUGUAAGCUGUUCUGAUAAAAAACUUUCCCACACAAUAUCUGUCAAAAAAACCGCCACAAAACCAAUAGAAAAUCUAGCCCACAUGUUUUCUUGGAAGCCAAACACCAUCUUCCAUUUCUAGAAACUUGGGCAAGGAUCAACGUUUUUUUAGUUUGGUGGUCGUACCUUUAUUCGGUCAACACUCUCUCCUCCUAUUACAUAUACAAGCACACGCAUAUGCAUAUAUAUAAUGGUUAUGUUUGUAUGUAUGAAUCAACGUGUUGAAGCUUGUGCUCGAUUUUGGUAUAUUCAAUCUCUGCUCUGAAGUUGCGUGGUUUGGAUCGUUGUAAUUCGAAGUCAGAUAUUUGGUCAAAUUCAACUGAAUUGUAUUCUCCGUGUUUAAUGGGAACUUCCGGUGAUUCUCCGAGGAAGAUCGUCUCCGGCGGCUCCGGUUACGUUCUCGAAGACGUCCCUCAUUUGAUCGAUUACAUUCCUGAUCUCCCUACUUUUUCCAAUCCAUUGCAAGACAACCCUGCAUACUCGGUUGUUAAGCAAUAUUUUGUCAAUGUUGAUGCCACUGUUGCGCAGACGAUCGUUGUUCAUAAGAGUAGUCCAAGAGGGACGCAUUUUCGACGUGCUGGACCCCGACAAAAGGUGUAUUUUGAGUCGGAUGAAGUCCACGCUUGCAUUGUGACAUGUGGGGGAUUAUGUCCUGGUCUCAACACAGUGAUUAGGGAAAUAGUAUGUGGCCUCUACCAUAUGUAUGGUGUUAAGAAAGUCCUUGGAAUAAAUGGAGGAUACAGGGGUUUCUAUUCUCGAAACACAAUCACUUUAACACCCAAAGUUGUUAAUGAUAUCCAUAAACGUGGUGGAACAGUUCUUGGGACAUCACGAGGGGGCCAUAAUACUAAAAAGAUAGUUGAUAGCAUUCAGGACCGUGGUAUUAAUCAGGUUUACAUUAUUGGAGGAGAUGGAACUCAGAAAGGGGCAUCUGCGAUUUAUGAGGAAAUUAGAAGGCGCGGUCUCAAAGUUGCAGUAGCUGGAGUCCCUAAAACUAUUGACAAUGACAUUCCGGUCAUUGACAAGUCCUUUGGCUUUGACACUGCUGUUGAGGAGGCUCAACGUGCCAUAAAUGCAGCACAUGUUGAAUCUGAAAGUAAUGAGAAUUGCAUUGGUCUUGUGAAAUUAAUGGGUCGCGACAGUGGGUUUAUUGCAAUGCAUGCUACUAUUGCGAGCCGAGAUGUGGACUGUUGCUUGAUUCCAGAGUCACCCUUUUAUCUUGAAGGAGCAGGAGGACUUUUUGAAUAUAUAGAGAAGAGACUCAAGGAAAAUGGGCACAUGGUUAUUGUCAUAGCCGAAGGUGCAGGACAGGAGCUUCUUUCUGAAAGUUUGCGUUCUAGUCAUCAGCAAGAUGCUUCCGGAAACAAGCUUCACCAAGAUGUUGGGCUUUGGAUAUCUCAGAGUAUCAAGGAUCAUUUCUCAAGACAAAAGAAGAUGGCUAUCAACCUCAAAUAUAUAGAUCCCACAUACAUGAUCCGAGCUGUUCCAAGCAAUGCAUCUGACAACGUAUACUGCACACUUCUUGCCCAAAGUGCUGUUCAUGGAACGAUGGCAGGGUACACAGGCUUUACAGUGGGCCCUGUCAAUGGCAGACAUUCUUAUAUACCCUUUUAUCGGAUUAUUGAGAGACAGAACAGAGUUGUGAUAACAGAUAGGAUGUGGGCUAGGCUACUGUCUUCGACCAAUCAGCCAAGCUUUAUGACUGCAAAAGAUGUCAUCAACGAUAUUGGGGAGGAAGAGCCACUGACUCAGAUGUCGGAUGACAACUCGUCAGACGACAAGAUGAUCAAAGAGAACGGUUACUGAUGGUGACAUUGCAAUGCUAUAGAGAUCAUUAUAUUUAUUGCUUUAGCCUCUAAAAUUUUUAUUAGCCAGCUUACCAGAAUUCCCUCCAACAAGGGCCUUGAUUCUGUCGGUUUUUUUUUUUUUUUUUAAAUGUAAGCAAAAUACGCUGGCGAUUUGCUCCUUUUAAGUUGUUGCGAAAGGUUUGUCCGGUAUAUAUAGGGAUCUUUGUAUGCUGAAAUAAACUGGUUGGUUGUAAUGGCAAUUAUGGUAUUUGAGAAAAACAAAUUUACAGCCAUUCUAUGA
This is a messenger RNA of Camellia sinensis, 2174 nucleotides long. RefSeq names its product ATP-dependent 6-phosphofructokinase 3. Gene Ontology annotation, molecular function: ATP binding; 6-phosphofructokinase activity. NCBI's taxonomy places the organism in Eukaryota, Viridiplantae, Streptophyta, Magnoliopsida, Ericales, Theaceae. The record is from RefSeq and is a predicted model, not a curated record. Gene Ontology annotation, biological process: glycolytic process; fructose 6-phosphate metabolic process.